Molecule: messenger RNA, 597 nt
Organism: Arachis stenosperma
Lineage: Eukaryota; Viridiplantae; Streptophyta; Magnoliopsida; Fabales; Fabaceae
Product: protein DETOXIFICATION 16-like
Exons: 7
Coding region: 1-597 (198 amino acids)
Biological process (GO): transmembrane transport
Cellular component (GO): membrane
Molecular function (GO): antiporter activity; xenobiotic transmembrane transporter activity
Source: RefSeq, a predicted model, not a curated record
AUGGUGAACCUUCUUAAUUUCGCCAUUGAGCUUAUUUCCGUAAUGUUUGUGGGUCAUGUCAGCGAGUUGAUGGGAAUGGCAAGUGGCUUGGAUACCUUUUAUGGCCAAUUGUAUGGAGCAGGACAGCAUGGUCAUGUCAGCGAGUUGGCUCUCUCCGGCGUUUCCAUGGCCACCUCCUUUUCUUCUGUCACUGGCAUUGUUUUCUCCAAAAUGUUCACAAACUUGGACGGGUUUUCAGUGGAGGCAUUCCAUGACAUUUCUUCUUUUUUGAAACUUGCUAUUUCUUCUGCUGUUAUGAUUUGCUUGGAACUGUGGUCGUUUGAAUUGAUGGUUCUCCUAUCUGGUCGUCUUCCAAAUCCAAAGUUGCAAACAUCAGUGCUUUCUAUUUGUGUGAAUACAGCAUUAACUAUUUGGAUGAUCCCGUUUGGAUUAAGUGGAGCUAUAAGUACUCGUGUAUCUAACAAACUUGGAGCUGGUAAUUCUUGGUCUGCACGUUUAGCAGUGCGUGUAGUGGUAGUAGCGGCCAUUAUUGAGGGUAUCCUGGAUCAAAACGAAUUCAGUUUCAUCCGACCCAUGUGUAUCGUAGGAGAACUUUAA